UACCCCACCUCACCACUCACUCUUGAACAAAGGGGGUAAUAGAAACACCUACCUCAUGGGUUUAUCAUGAGGGCAACAUUAAUAAUCUGAGAAAGUGCUUAGUGCAGUGCCUAACCAGUGCACCUCCCGAACCAGCUCAGUAUAGUAGCUAGUGUUGAUUAUUACAUUAUCUUCCCAGGCUGGCCUGCCACCACCUCCAGUUCACCAAGUCCAAGUCUGACCUCAUCCCCCCACCGCCUCUCCAUCUCCAGGGCAUCAGGCCAAGACCUGCAGCCAUUUAGUCCCCUCCUCCCGCAGUGGCCAGCCAGUCCCCAGAUCCUGUCAAUUUCUCCAGUUCUACAUCCUGAGUAGUUCUUAUUGUGAUCAUAGAUCUUCAUCCCCCCACCCCCACCCCCACCCCCUCUCAACAGCCUCCUGAGGGAUGCCCCAGCCUUCAAGCUGCCUUCUCCAAGGAGCCCAGGGGUUUGUCCUAAAAUGCGAAUCUGAGCCCCUCCCUCAUCUGUUACUUUUCUCCCUAUGGCUGGUAGGAUAAAGUGCAAGCCCUGCCUUCACCACUACCCCGCUUCUGACACAUCCAUCCCCUAACUCUCCUGCACCCCGCACCCCCAGCCAAGCCCCACUAGCACAUCUGCCCUCCCUGGCCUGAAGAAGUAGCCAGCACAUCACCUCCUCCAGGACUCCUCCCGGAUCACUUACACACACACACACACACACACACACACACACACACUGCCCUCCCAGCCCGGAGACUGGGUGCCCUCCAGUGUGCUCUCCCAGGGCUGAAGUGUCCUCUGUGAACCAGGGCUUACAGCACCCGGGCUCCUUAGGGCCCCCGGACUUGUCCAUCCACCCUGACAAUGCCACAAGCCCCGAGGGCCUACACCGGAUGGGUCCUGUUCCCCUUGGUUCCCUUGGGCCUCGGCACACCCGACUGCUCUGUUGACUGCUUGAAUCAGGAACCCUCACAGAUCUUGCAGAGGAGGCAGAAGCCCCGUGAGUCUUAAGAUGGGGCCACCUCUCUGGCUGCUCUCACCUGCCCGACUGCCACCGGCUGGCCGAGGAGUAGCGGCAGCUAGAAUCCUCUCGCCCGGCCUCGGCGCGGGGCCGCCUCCCCCCUCCCCUGUACUCCCGCCGCCUCCGCCCCUCCCUCCCUCCCGUUCUUUGUCUCCCGGGCGCCUGGCCUCCCCGCCACGCGCCCCCGCAUCGCCCCUUCCCCGGUGAACCCAGCGGAUCCCCGCGGAUACGACGCUACGAGUAUCCGCCUGCCAGGCGGGGGACCCCGCGUCCGGCUGGGCCUGGCGAGCGGGCGGGGCGGUCGUUCCUCUCUCUCUCUCUCACUCACACACGCACGGAGCAUCCUCCCGUUAGGUCUCCUGGUCCAGCCCCGCCCGCCGCACCUCCUGCUUCCUGCAAACCUUCUCCUUCUCUCUCCGAACUCCACUCCCCCCACAUACCCUCCGACUCCAAGACCCCCCUCGCCGACCCCUACCCCUACUCCCGGGAUGGAGUGGAUGGAGCCAGCCCAGAGCCCCCCGCGGCCGGGGUGACAGUCCUUCACCCAUCUCCCGCCUGGCCUCCGCCCCCAGCACCAUGGGCCUGAGGGGUUCCCGAGACGCCGGACGCUGAAGAUGACAGAUGCUGGAGCUCUCUUGAGUCAUGGCUUCUUCAAAGCUCCGAGAACCUGCGGAUGAGGUUUUUGACCUGGACUUGGCUGUACCAGAGACCGUCAGACUGGACAGCAGUUUACACAAGGCCCGGGCCCAACUACUGGCCAAGGGCCGGAGACACCGGCCCUCCCGCUCGAGGCUUCGGGACAGUGCCAGCUCUGCAGAGGAUGGUGAAGGCUCCGAUGGGCCCGGAGGCAAGGUGACCGACGGCUGCGGGAGCCCUCUGCACCGGCUGCGCUCGCCUUUGCAUUCGAGCCCAGGGUCCCCGGCCGGGGGCUCCUUCUGUCUGGAGCCUCCCGGGUUGCGGCGCAGCCUGGACGAGGACGAGCCGCCCUCGCCGCGCACACGCUACCGGCCCCUGCACAACGCCGCCUCGCACACUGGGACACACAAAAGAGCAAGCAGAUGCAGUCCUCCCAGGUUGCCUGAUUCUAAGUCUAGAGAAUUUCUACCACCUCACUGGCAGCUGAAGGAGGCAGACAAGCCACCACAUGGGCUAUUUCCUUCCUUCUCUUCCUCAAAAGAUGACAGCCGGGAUGCCAGCCCACCUGAGCCCGCCAGCCCUACCAUUGGCUUGGAUAAGAAGACUCGCCGAAAAUUCCUGGACCUGGGGGUCACCUUACGCCGAGCAUCCACUAGCAAGAGCCGGAAGGAGAAGGGCAGCAACCGCUUGUCCAUGGGCAGCAGGGAGUCGGUGGAGGGGUCCAGCAGAUCAGGGGGCUCCCCGUUCCUGCCCUUUUCCUGGUUCACAGACAGUGGCAAGGGCUCCGCGUCCUCUGGCAGCACCACCUCCCCGGCCUGCUCCCCUAAACACGAGGGCUUCAGCCCUAAGAAGUCAGCUUCUCAGGAAUCCACCCUGAGUGAUGACUCCACACCCCCCAGCAGCAGCCCCAAGAUCCCCAGUGGUCCCCGGCAGGCGACCAAGUGUUCCUACCCCUACCACACACUGUCCCAGUCUUCGGAUGAGUUCCUGGAUGAACCUCUCCCCACUGUCUACCACUGGACCAGUCAGCAGGUAGGCCAGUGGCUGCACAGCCUCAACCUGGAGCAGUAUGCCGCUGAGUUUGCUGCGCGGCAGGUGGAUGGGCCACAGCUACUGCAGCUGGAUGGAAGCAAACUUAAGAGCCUGGGGCUCAGCAACUCGCAUGACCGGGCGCUAGUGAAGCGGAAGUUGAAGGAGCUGGCGGCGGCCGCUGAGAAGGAGCGCAAGGCCCAGGAGAAGGCUGCGCGGCAGCGUGAGAAGCUCCGGCGCAGGGAGCAGGAGGCCAAGAAGAGCUAGGGGGGUGGGGCGGCGCUGGCACCUGGCACGGGCAGCUGUUGGGCCCCACGGGCACAGGCCACCCCGGGAGGCGGGGCCAGGGCACCAGGCUUGGGCUGGUCAGGCCCCUUGCUCUCAGGAGGAACACGCCCUCUCACCCUGUCAUCUGUCUGGACCCAGGUCCCUGAGAAAGGGAGACCCCAGGGAAAGUGCCCAGUCAUAAAUCCCAUUU
This is a messenger RNA of Vicugna pacos (alpaca), 3157 nucleotides long. NCBI's taxonomy places the organism in Eukaryota, Metazoa, Chordata, Mammalia, Artiodactyla, Camelidae. The record is from RefSeq and is a predicted model, not a curated record.